ACGCGCCCGUCCUCAAUACAACAUGGCGUGCUGCUAGCGUCCUUCAAGGACACAUUUGACAUCCCGCGGCAAAAAUAUUACCAGCUGUUUUAAAAUAUUAUUGCAGUGUUUAUUGUGUGUGCUCAAUAGUGCAUGUUGAUACAGUGGUUGUUUACUAAUUGGAAUACCUGCACUUUAUUUGACAUCCUACGCCCACGAUUGUUUCUGUAAGGGUCUGCCGUCGUGGUCGAGCGGGCUGGAGGCGGCGGAGGCAGCCCGCGCGCGUCUCGUGCGUUGGGCGUGCGGCGACCCGCCCCCCGACCCGGAGCCCCCUCGAAAAAAGAUGCCGCAUGCGCUGCGGAGACGGUGGCCACUGUGCCCUUGUUUGCAGAAUGAUGAGCCUCCUGAAAUUACGUACUGCGUGGUGGGGGGCGAGGGUGGUCUAGCGCUGCAGGCUGUCACUCCCACGCACCCGAUGCCCCCACAGGAUGAACUCGACGCCAAAUUUGCUGAGUUGGUGGAGGAGCUGGAUUUGACAGCAGUGAACAAAGCGGCGAUGAUGGAUCUGCCAGCGGUGAAGAAAUGGCAGAUCUAUUGCAGCCGACGGCCACCGCCAGGAACCAUUAUGCCGUUGGCCAGUGCUCCUGAGGUCGAGGACUACAUCAAGGCACUUAAUGAAAUCGCUGAUGCGUUCGCAUCAUCAGAAGGCCGAAUCACAUCAGAAAUAUGCGCCCUAGUAGAUGGUCUGAAAACAGCGCUGCGAACAAGAGCACACAGCUUCGUACUGCGGUUCAUCAAGCAAGGAGGACUGGGCGCAUUGUUAGAUGCGUUACAGAGAGCGCCACGGGAUGAUGCCGUUACCAGGCAUAACCUUAUCGCGGGCAUAAAAUCGCUUAUGAAUAAUUCGACGGGACGCGCACACGUGCUAGCACAUCCAACCAGUAUCGACCUGAUAGCGCAGUCGUUGGAUACUGAGAACGUCAAGACUAAGGUCGCCGCACUCGAAAUCCUUGGUGCCGUAUGCUUGGUGCCUGGCGGACAUAAAAAGGUGCUAGAAGCAAUGGUGCAUUAUCAAAAAUAUGCUGGCGAACGUGCACGGUUCCAAGGACUCGUGAACGAACUGGACCGGAGCACAGGCGCGUACCGCGACGACCUCGGCGUGAAGACGGCAAUCAUGUCGUUCGUUAACGCUGUGCUCAACUACGGACCUGGAGAGGAUAGCCUGGAGUUCCGUUUGCAUCUGCGAUACGAGUUGCUCAUGCUUGGUAUACAACCAGUAAUUGAAAAGCUUCGCAAAUACGAGAACGAAACCCUCGAUCGGCACAUCGACUUCUUCGAGAUGGUUCGCAACGAGGACGAGCGCGAGUUAGCGCGGCGGUUCGACAAACAACAUGUUGAUACCAAGAGCGCUCAGGCCAUGUUCGAGCUCCUACGCCGGAAACUCAGCCAUACUGCUGCUUACCCUCAUCUAUUGUCUUUGUUGGAGCAUCUUCUAUUGUUACCUUUGGAGUACAACCCUCACGCGCAGCACUGGCUGCUACUGGAUCGCAUCACACAGCAGCUGGUACUGCAGCAGCCGCCGACCGGUAGUCGUGCCGAUAGCGGCCGCGACAGCGCGCGAACAGAUUCCACCGACCUCGACCGUGACCGCGACUACACCAAGGUGUACGACCCGGACGUGGCGCCUCUGGAAAUCAACGUCUCCGAAAUAGUGCAUCUGUUGGCCAAAGAAGAGGAGCUGAUGGAAGCACGGAGCAAAGCUGACAACUUGGAAAAAGAAAAUGUUGACCUCGCCACAGAACUCGCUAAAAAGGAGAAGCAGUGCGACCAGGCGACGCAGGAACGCGAAGAGCUGGAGGGCUCCGUCUCCAGGCUCAAGGAGAGGCUGGAGCGAGAGACGCAUGCGCAUAUGGAGUGCACGGAACGAGCGCGCGCUGCCGCCGCAAGGGCGCUGCAGCUCGAGCAGCAGUUGAACCAGGAACGAGCGGAGAGAGCAAGAUUCGAGAAACUAGUCAGUGAAGGAAGCAUACCUGAUGACGCCAAAGUUAGCAACCUAAAGAGCGCUGUGAUCGAGACAUGCAGCGUGCCCCCCCCCCCCCCCCCCCCCCCCCUAACCCCCCCCCCGGCACCACCCGCACCCCCCGCACCAGCCCCACCCCCCGCUCCUCACGCGCCCUUACCGCCCGCGGCACCAAAACCGAAGAAGAACGUGCCAACACCGGGCAAUCCUUUAAAGAGUUUCAACUGGAGUAAACUACCCGACACAAAACUACACGGCACUAUUUGGCAGGAACUCGACGAUACUAAACUGUACAACGCGAUGGAUCUCCAGACUAUUGACAAGAUGUUUUGUGCGUACCAGAAAAAUGGCGUUCAGAACGAAGGAUCGGUAGAAGAUCUAAGACAAUUAGGCGCGAAGCCUCGAACGAAGAUCUUGACGGUGAUCGACGGGCGUCGUGCGCAGAAUUGUACCAUUCUACUGUCCAAACUAAAGAUGACCGAUGAGGAAAUCUGCAGAGCAAUCCUGCGCAUGGACAGCGGCGAACAAUUGCCCAUUGAUAUGGUGGAGCAGCUGUUAAAGUUCACUCCGAGCGCCGAGGAGGCUGCACUGCUCGAAGAACAUCAGGAUGAGCUGGACAAUAUGGCGCGAGCUGACAGGUUCCUUUACGAGAUCUCCAAGAUCCCGCACUACUCGCAGCGCGUGCGCACGCUGCUGUUCAAGAAGAAGUUUUCGGUGGCGGCGGCCGAGGCCACGGCGCGCGCCGCCACGGUGCUGCGCGCGGCGCGUGACAUGACGCGCUCGCGCCGCCUGCGCGCGCUGCUCGAGAUCGUGCUCGCCCUCGGCAACUACAUGAACAGAGGAGCUCGCGGAAACGCAUCCGGGUUCCGAUUGUCAUCGCUUAACAAGCUGGCGGACACAAAGUCGAGCGUCACAAGAAACACAACGCUACUCCAUUAUCUAGUCGAAAUGCUUGAAACACAGUUCAAAGACAUCCUUCUACUCGAAGAAGACUUACCCCACGUACGAGCAGCUGCGAAGGUGUGCGUCGAGCAGUUGGAGAAAGACGUGACCGCCCUGAAGAACGGCCUUCGCGAGGUGUCGCGCGAGCUCGAGUAUCACGCGUCGCUGCCGGCGCCUGCGCAGCCCUACGACGAGUUCGUGCCCGUCAUGCGCGACUUCCACGCGCACGCUGUUUGCACGUUUACACAACUUGAAGAUCUGUUCCAGGAUAUGAAGAGCCGUUUGGAAGCGUGCGCAGCUGCAUUCGGAGAAGAAGCAAGCGCGUCGCCGGAGCAGCUGUUCGGUGCGAUGGACUCUUUCCUUACGCAGCUGGCCGAAGCACGCGCAGAGUGUGACGCCACCAGGCGCCGUCGGGACGAGGAAGAACGACGUACCCGUCACGAGCAGGAGCUCAAGAAGCGGACUAUGGAGCGGAAACAAGCGUCCAGUUUGCUGAGCUCAGUUGGUAAAUCCCUUGGGAAGAACUCGCCAGAUUGCAAUGGGCAUAGCAACGGCGACGGUCCCCGAGACGGCACACUCACAAACGGGCAGAAGGGAGAGUUCGAUGACCUCAUCUCCGCUUUGAGGACCGGAGAUGUCUUCGGAGAUGAUGUAGCCAAGUUCAAAAGGUCCCGGAAAACAAAGAACCACAAAGGAAGAGAUUCUCCACCGAAAGGCGUCUGUAGGGAAGACUCCAGAGAACGACAAAAGAAUUGAAUUUCUCGUGGAAUUGUAUGACGGAAUUGACCGAUGCCACGAAAUGGCGUCACGUUUAGAAUAAUUUGCGGUGAUUGGUGGCAAAUGCUCAUAGAGUUAUUUUACUCAGGGGUAGUCACAAAUAGACGUAGACUAAGUGAGAAGAACCAUUCAUUUACUAGGUUGUCGGAGUUGAAGUCACGAAAGAAGCAGAUGGAAAUAUUAUGAAGUUAUUCUAUCUAAUUCUUUUGAACUUACUCUUUUUGACGAGACAUGUAGUAUAGCGUAAUGUUCUAACCGUACCAGUCCUGUAUGACAACGUGAUCGAUUGUCUGUGACCAUUUUGUUACUUUUUUGUACUAAAUAAAUAAGCUUCUGCUGCCGACGUCAGUCACAAACAUGGUGCCUAAUUUUGAAUGUUUUUAAAAGUAUUUGACACAAAUUUUUGACGAUAGCUUUUGCUGGAACGACUGAUUUAGUCAAAGACUGUGCGAAUUAUUCCAUGAACGUUUUUAUAGACUUCUUUGUAUUAUAUAAGCAUUGUGUGAUUUGAAUAACCAUAGAUAGAAUAGCGUGUAUCCUGUUUAACGUAUAAAUGUUUUUAUACAUGAACAUACACCCUAAUAUCAAGUAAGGAUCUUUGAAAUUACGCAUGAAAGAUAAAAAUUUUGGGUUCCUGAAUCGAGCCUGAAUUAUUGAGAAUUGAAUGUUUCUUUUAGCAGAAAUGCGAGAUAUCUUCUAAUGGAGGUAUAGAAAAUGUAUACAAGAUACGAUACAUAUUUCUAGAAGUCUCUGGGUGAAUGUUGCAUGUUAGUCAAACAUUUUGGAUAAAUUUUGUAGCGUUUUUAUACAUGACCUCCAAUAUGUGCUCUACAAUUUCAUAUAAUUUAUUAUCUUCAA
Molecule: messenger RNA, 4576 nt
Organism: Hyposmocoma kahamanoa
Lineage: Eukaryota; Metazoa; Arthropoda; Insecta; Lepidoptera; Cosmopterigidae
Gene: DAAM
Product: disheveled-associated activator of morphogenesis 1
Exons: 20
Coding region: 323-3697 (1124 amino acids)
Biological process (GO): positive regulation of actin filament polymerization; actin cytoskeleton organization
Molecular function (GO): actin binding; small GTPase binding
Source: RefSeq, a predicted model, not a curated record